CUGCCCAGGUUUUUCCAGCUCUGCUCUGAUAAUGUGUGGGGAGUUAGGAAAGCCUGUGCUGAAUGCUUCAUGGCAGUUUCUUGUGCAACAUCACAGGAAGUCCGGAGGACAAAAUUGUCAACCCUUUUUAUUAAUUUGAUUAGCGAUCCUUCACGAUGGGUCCGCCAAGCUGCUUUUCAGUCUCUGGGGCCUUUCAUAUCAACUUUUGCUAAUCCAUCCAGCAGUGGCCAGUACUUUAAAGAAGAUGAUGGUAAAAACCCAGAAGAUUGUGGUUCUGCACAGGAAAACAGUGAACAAGUCAGGACUAUGGAAGAUGUCACAACAGAGGAUGAGCACAACAGGACAGAGGAUCUGUCUUCACAUGUUGAUAAUGACGGUUUUGCAACAAAACUUGAAAAUGCCAUGGAAGAUCAAAAUACAGUGUCAAAUAACUCCCAGAGGGAAAGUGAUUUCCAGACUGAGUCAUCCUUCCAUUGCACUUUGUCUUCAGAAUCUUGUGGGGAAAUGGCUGAUGAGAACAAGCGAAGUUCUCGUUGCUGUACAGCAGGUCUGCGGGAAGCUGGGCUGAAUUCACAGGAAACCUCUCUUUCAGAGCAGGAAUUGUACAACUCUUUCCAUUUCUGGAGGACUCCACUUCCUGAAAUAGAUAUUGACUUCGAGCUUCAGCAGACUUCUGAGAUAAUACUCGAUAGAGAAAUUCAGGAACUCACUAUGCCAGUGUCUCCAAACAUUCCUAUGGCAACAAGGAAAGAAUUGGAAGAAAUGAUAGAAAAUUUGGAACCCCAUAUAGACGAUCCAGAUGUUAAAGCACAAGUGGAGGUGUUGUCUGCUGCACUCAGAGCAUCCAGUUUGGAUCCUCAAGAAGAGACAAUGGCCAGCGUCAGCAAGGAAACAGAGUCACAGACUGAACUAACCAUCAAUGACCAACAAAAUUUUAAACCUAUACUGGGUGAUAUUGUGCCUUUAAUUGGUGACACUGUUGAGAAUAUGGAUUCUACACUUCACUAUAUUCAUAAUGAUUCAGAUUUGAGCACCAACAGUAGUUUCAGCCCUGAAGAAGAAAGAAAAUCCAAAGUACAGGAUGUUGUACCUCAAGCCUUGCUGGAUCAGUAUUUAUCAAUGACUGAUCCAUCUCGUGCACAAACAGUUGAUACCGAAAUUGCCAAACACUGUGCCUACAGCCUGCCAGGUGUGGCACUUACGUUAGGGAGACAGAAUUGGCAUUGUUUGAAAGAUACCUAUGAGACACUGGCAUCUGACAUGCAGUGGAAGGUUCGGCGGACACUAGCAUUUUCUAUACAUGAACUUGCUGUCAUCCUUGGAGACCAGCUUACAGCUGGAGAUUUAGUUCCUGUCUUCAAUGGCUUUUUAAAAGAUCUAGAUGAAGUCAGGAUAGGUGUGCUUAAACACUUGCAUGACUUUCUGAAGCUUCUUCAUCUUGACAAAAGACGAGAGUAUCUUUAUCAGCUCCAGGAAUUCCUAGUGACUGAUAACAGCAGGAACUGGCGUUUCCGUGCAGAGCUGGCUGAGCAACUGAUCUUGCUUCUAGAUCUGUAUAGUGCCAGAGACAUUUAUGACUACUUGCGACCUAUUGCUUUCAGCCUCUGUGCAGACAAAGUGUCUUCUGUCCGUUGGAUUUCUUACAAGCUGGUUAGUGAAAUGGUAAAAAAGCUGUAUAUGGCUUCAACAUCAACCUUCGUGAUAGACCUCAUGAAUGAACUUGUUGAAAAGUUCUGUAGAUGCCGCAAAUGGUCUGGUCGGCAAACUUUUGUCUUUAUUUGCCAGACUAUCAGUGAAGAUGACUGCCUGCCCAUGGACCAGUUUGCUGUGCAUCUGUUGCCACACUUACUACACUUGGCAUCUGACAGGGUUCCAAAUGUUCGAGUCCUGCUUGCAAAAACGUUAAAGCAAACUCUCUUAGAGAAAGAAUAUUUUCUAAAUUCUGCCAACUCUCAUCAAGAAGCUGUGGAGCAAACAAUUAUGGCGCUUCAAAUGGAUGAUGACAGUGAUGUCAAAUAUUUUGCAAGCAUACACCCUGCCAGUACCAAAAUUGCAGAUGAUGCCAUGAGCACUGCUUCAUCAACUUAUUAGAAGUUCUGAAUGUUGCUAUAAUUAAAAAAAUUUUAAACAAACUAUCCUCAAAUGCUUCUAAAAUGGUUGAUCUAGGACAACCUCUUUGGAAGGAGAGAUUUCUUGCCAGACUUAACAGGUGGAUGUUAUCUAAACCUGAUACCAGGGAUUUUAAGUCAAGAAAAAGUAAACAUACCUGUGUCAGCUUGACUUUAGAAAAACACUGCUCAGAGGAUUAUUUUUGCCACCGAAGCCUUAAAUCUUCUGUCUUCCUGAACAAAUGAAACUUGAAUUGGCAGAUCAUUUUCAUUGUAGAAAGGAUGUGAUUUCCAGAGACCUGCAUUGUUUCUCCUGAGGAGUUAACUUAGCAAGUAUUUUCUGUAGCAACUGAUAGAUGAAAUGGCCAGAAAGGCAAAUUUAUACCGGGAUGUAAGACCUCCAGUAUUAGCGCUAAAAGUUUUUAUCAUUCAAGGACUUGAUUUGUGUGCAGCUGGGCACACCCUUAAGUGGGAAUAGCUUUGAUGUUUGUAAAUGGGGAAAAGUAGAAAUUUGGAUUUCUCUUAAGGGCUCAGUGCUAACACUAAACUAGAAUUUGAUUUUAAUCCUUAAAUGCAGCAUAUUGCUGUACCCAUUAUCAGAAAACUUUGCUGAGUACCUGUGUCCUAAUUAUUUUCAUGCUGGUCAUGACCUAAAGGAAAUUUAUUAGCACAUGUACUUUAAGUCAGGUAUUUUUAACUUGAUCAUGAUCGGCUCUGAGGUGCAACUUUUUUCUUCAUAUACUGUACAUAUCUGUGAGCCUCCUUGGAGCGCUGCAGUCUUUAAUCAUGUUGUUUAAAGCUGUUGUGAUACAAGUCGUUCUCUACUUGUCCAAAUAAAAUUUAUUAUUAAGAUUGAAAGCAAUCUUGUGACCUUUUUAAGACAUUAAAAGAAU
This is a messenger RNA of Fulmarus glacialis (Northern fulmar), 3001 nucleotides long. It is a transcript of the gene PPP4R1, whose product is annotated as protein phosphatase 4, regulatory subunit 1. Gene Ontology annotation, biological process: protein dephosphorylation. The record is from RefSeq and is a predicted model, not a curated record. The annotation marks the transcript as partial. Gene Ontology annotation, molecular function: protein phosphatase regulator activity; protein binding. Lineage: Eukaryota; Metazoa; Chordata; Aves; Procellariiformes; Procellariidae. The transcript is spliced from 12 exons.